GCUUGUGUCUGAAUUCAGUCGCACACGAUUCCCACUCUCUUGCCCCACAACACCAAACGACACAACGACCACAUCAGCUAACACACCAACCACACGCACCGACCACAAGAUGGACCCCGAAGUUCGCAAGGCACUCGAGGAGCUCAGCGAGGUGCAGCAGACAACGCAGUCGCGCAUGUACUUGCUGGAGCAACAAAAGGCACAGAAACAGCACGCUCUGCGGCGGUCCGUGCUCACAGCCCGCGAGGUGGAGCCCCUCAACGACACCGUCCCCUUGUACAAGUCCGUCGGCAAGAUGUUUGUCAUCUCCGACAAGGAUACCAUCAUGAACGAGCUUGAGGAGAUUGCCAAGGACGCUGACUCGUCCGUCAAGAAGCUCACGGAGGCGCAAAAGAAGAUGGAACAAUCACUGAAGGAGCAGCAGGAGAGCGUGCGUGAUCUCGUGCGCCGUAAGGGCGGCAGUGCAUAAGCAGACACAACCGAACACCGCGUGUUUGUGCCGUUGUGUUGUCGUUGAUGAUGUUGAUGUUGGUGAUGGUGAUGUGUUUGUGCGCGAGAAUGUUGUGUGCGUGUGUGCAGCGUGGUUGCAGUUGGCUUCAUGGUGUGGAUGUAGAGACUGACGCCCUGUGAAGAUUAGAAGAGUGUGUGAGGUAGAGGUUGAUGUACUGUCAGCAUGCGUCAUGUGUCUGUGGAAAGCCUCGCCCAUUCUUGUGUGUUGGUUUGUUGCUGCUAUUGCUCUCGCUGAUGGAUGGUGUGUUGGUUCGUUGUUCGCCAUAAAGCCAUCUCUCCAAGUUAGCAAGUACACAC
Molecule: messenger RNA, 807 nt
Organism: Salpingoeca rosetta
Lineage: Eukaryota; Choanoflagellata; Craspedida; Salpingoecidae
Exons: 4
Coding region: 110-469 (119 amino acids)
Biological process (GO): protein folding
Cellular component (GO): cytoplasm; prefoldin complex
Molecular function (GO): protein folding chaperone
Source: RefSeq, a predicted model, not a curated record